AUGCGAACAGUCAAAGCAGCACUCAGAUUUACAUUCUCAAAACGGGUUGUACCAACUCUCAAAGGUGUAUUGGCGUACGAACUGCUUAUCAUCCUCAGCUUUAUAUUGGGUUAUGCAGAGAUCAGCCCCUUCGCCCAAGCGCUUGCUAGCGGUGUAAUUAUCACUAUCGCGUCCUUGCCUGGGCAGUCACUGGGAGCAUGCAUCAUGAACAUCUUCCUCAACCUUGCGGGGGUGCUUGUGGGUUCGCUCAACUUCUUCAUUAUGGGCAAGCUGGCGGGCACGCCCGUAGCGCAAGGCGUAGUGUUUGCUGUGAUGGCGUACCUACUCUCCCUAGUCCACGCCCAAGGCUUGACCUACCUGGGGUUCUCCCUGCUAGCCAUUCUCCAAACAUUCACAGGAAUAUUCACAUCCCUCGCAUCCCCCACCACCUCAUUCUCCGGCUCCCAGCUCCGUGCAUACCUGCAAUCCUACGCAUUCGGCUGCGCGUGCGUAUUGGUCGUCAACAUCUGCCUUCUGCCUAGGACGGCCGAGUCCAAGCUCAGAGGGGCGAUCGCGACGAGUUUGGAUCAUGCGAGGACUUUGAUGUUGCUUGUUAACAAGGGAUAUAUGGAAGAGCUGACUCAGGAGGAGCGAGUGGUGAUGGAACAACUGGUGCUGUCGCUGCGGACAGACUUUCGCUCUCUCAACCAGCUGCUGGGCGAAACCACCUUCGAGCUCUGUCUCUCCCGAUGGUCCAUGGCCUCCUACCGCUCUCUCGUCCAAAAGACCCACGCCCUGCAAAACAUGCUCAUCGCCUCUUACUACGGCCUCCUCACUGGUGAGGAAAACAAGUCCAUCGAAACAUUCAAAGAACAGUUUCUCCCGUCUUGCGAGGAGGAGUUCCGUGCUUUACGAAGAUCGCUCUGCUUGAUGUUCGCCGAGAUCAUGCGAGAGAUCGCACCCGACGAGUUCCUUGACCAUCAGGACGAUGGAGGAGGGGACGUGGAGAAGCAGGCAGCAGGAGAGAAGUUGGAGUCAAGUGCGGAGGAAGGCUCAGAGGGAGAUCAGCAGCGUAUAAUGGAGGAUGUCGGUUGCAGGCUGAGGCAGGAGGCGAUCAAAGCUGAUGCCUCUGCUGCGCGAGCCGCCGCUCCCAAUGCUAGGGACAGCGAGACACCGGCUGGCCCGAUUGAGACCCUCACUCAUAUCCCCACUCCCGAAGGUCGAACAUUAGUCGACCAACAACUCUUCGGCAAGCGAUCACCUGAGGACAACAUCCCUCACUCGAGCGAAACCGUCACUGCCUAUGCCUCCGACGUGGCCAAAUCUCUGCGGGUCAAUUUUGAUGCCUUCGCACAGAAGCUUCUGGAUUUUCAGGCUCAUCUCCUUGUUUCUGGCGGCUUGUCAGUAGACUUGACGAACAAUGCGCUCAAGCUUUUCCAGCCGAUGCGGAGCUUCGCUGACUCGUGGGGCACCGACCGCGUCCGGGGGGUGCAGGAAGCCCUGGACAAAAAGAAGGAUAUGAUGGCGUAUGAAAUCCAUCCGCAAACGCAUAACGUGGCGGAAGAAAACUGUCCGAACCUCGACGAAGAGCGUGAGACAGGGGGGAGGGAGGCGACCAGGUGGAGAGGGAUGGUGAGGUCUGCGGAACCUAUGGAGGACCCGGAUGCUCUCAGAACGGGACAUGCUUUGGUUAGAGUAUACUCGCUGUUGUAUGCUUUGAAUCGUAUGAUGAGCAAAGUGCAGGCCAUGCACGCUGAGGUGACCACAACCUCCCGUGGGAAGAAGCGUCGACUGCGCCUUCAGCUGCAUAUUCUCGACGUCCUGCGCAGCUAUAUCCCGAAGCGACCCUCCCCGGAAGAAGCAAAGUGGGAGUCAGACAUCUCUAUACAGGAAGCGAUCUGCGAGCUUGAGCACCGAGCGUACGUCCCGGAGCAGGUAACUUUCGGGCAGAGACUGCUUGCUGUAGAAAAGUGGUUCAGAUCACCGACCAGCGUGUAUGCGUUCAAAAUCACUUUGGCACUUUGCGUAUUUUGCGUGCUCAUCUGGGCUCCUGUGGUCCGCGGGUGGUUCAUAUCAUACGCGUUAAUUACUGCACUUCCUAAUCUGAUCCUUGCUCUUGCAAGCACUCUUGGUGCAACAUGGCUGUCAUUCAUCAUCCAGAUUCUAGGAACGGUUAUCGGUAAUAUCGCCGCCAUGAUCAUCUUGCUGAUCUUUCGUCAUGUUGGAGGGUAUCUCUACAACCCUUACGGGAUAGCGUGUCUUCUGGCGGUAUAUGCGUUCCCUCUCGCAUACUGCGUGAACGAGAAGCCAGAGCUCUUCCUGUUUGGCUUCUGCGGAGCUACUAUCCUGACGGUGUAUGUCAAUACGGUCGACGAGGCUGCUGCCAACUUCAACUCGCCGCCAUUUUCAGCAGCGAUCGGCCUGGCUGCUCUAGCCGUUGCACUGGGAAUCGUGUUCUGCUUCCAGCUGCUCAUCCUCCGCAGCCCAGCCCGACAUGCCUUACGCGUGGCACUAGCUCGUUUGAUAGAAGACCACCUGUCAUAUGUCACGAUGUUGCAAGCAUAUGUCCGUGCGCUUGAACUAGUCGAUCCUGCUGAUUUGCCUUCGCCGAAGGUUGUUCACAAGGUAGAGCGUGACCUGAAGCGAGGGGAGUCGGACCUGCAGAGGCGGAUCAUGGAUAUGGAUGAGCUCGUCGCGUUCGCUGCUGCGGAGCCUAACUGGCAACGCCCGUUCCAGCGUGACGCCGUCGGUAGGGUGCUGCGCGCCAAUCAGCUGCUCAUGGAUCGUUGGAGCGAGACGCUUGCUGCCAUAGGAUCAGAGCCUUUCCCGCUGUGGGUUUCAGAGCAGUUCAUUUCCACUUUAUCUCCAUAUCGCCGCAGCAUGUUUACGCUCACCAAAACAUCACUCUUCCUGGUUGCCACCUCUGUGGCUUCCAAGAUACCCCUACCGAUCGAGACACCCAACCCUGGUCGAAUGACCUCGGAUCUUGUGCACGAUGCACUGCUGGUCAGCACUCGCUAUACGAACACCGAAGAAGGCCGCAAGACGGUAAAGACCGGUGGUUUUGCUAGAUACUGGUUCUUCCUGCUGGCGAACAUGUCUGCUUGCGCACAUGUAGCCAACAUCGAAGACGCUUGCAGGGAGAUUUACGGCACAUUCGAGGACAAGAUGCGAUAAGGUGCAUUAUGCCGACGGCUGGCAUAUGGACGAUUUUCUUUCAAACGGCCUCGGAGCAGUGGCCCAACCCGCAGCUUUUCAGCUUCGAUCGACUGUAAUUCCUCAAACAUGUGCGGCGAACUGCGGUCAGGGGGGCCUUCCCGUGAACGCCUGACACACCGAGUUUCUCGGCUCGGAGCCCCGCAAAUUCCCAGUUCCGGGCACGAAGACAAAGCGGCCUUGUGGCUGUCCUCGCUUGGACCGUUGAUCAGAAAACUAUGCCUUACGACAUUCCUGCGAGGUCUUCCGGUUCCUCCCACACACAUACAGACGCGUAUUCAACGGACUGAGCGCCGGGUAUUGCCCAACUGGUACGCGCUGUCAAGUGGCAGCCUAGUAUGAUAUCGCGCGGGGAAUGUGAUUGUGCCUUGGAUUAUUGAUUCGAGUUUAGAACUGUGGGGACGUAAAUCAAGUACGCGACGAUUAGGAAGCGAGAUGAGGCGGCUCCACGGCAUGUAACUACCCUCGGGUCGUUUCUUCUCAAUCGAUGCAGACAACGCGCACAAUGGAAAUGCACCUCUUAUUUUCGCUUUUCACCCGUUUCAGAAGGUCAUGCGAUA
Molecule: messenger RNA, 3755 nt
Organism: Dacryopinax primogenitus
Lineage: Eukaryota; Fungi; Basidiomycota; Dacrymycetes; Dacrymycetales; Dacrymycetaceae
Exons: 17
Coding region: 1-3156 (1051 amino acids)
Source: RefSeq, a predicted model, not a curated record